AUGAUUGAUGUAUUCCUGCUGAAGUGGAUGCCAUGGCAGGCUUUAUUUUUUUCACCUUUAGAGAAUGUAAUCAAACGUGAUAAUUUGUAAGUUUGUAGCUAAUCUGUUGAGUGCAGUGAGUUAUCUUGGUGUGGGGGCCCCGGGGGACACCCGUAGUGGGCAAUACACGCCGUAAGGGCGCCUCAGGUGCUACGCCAAGUGAUAGGGGGUUGGAUGACUCCCCCGCCGUUUCGUGAGAAUACUCAAAUAACUGUGAUUAUGGAGAAGGUUAAUGGAUCCAAUCGUGGUGCCCGGAAGACCUUUCUGGGGAUUAUCCCGCGAAAAUCAACGAGAGUUGAGCCCCAGAUGGAGGAGGAUGAGCAAGAGGUGUUGCGCGAGAAUGGCGGAGAAGAUGUCCUGCGACGCAGUGCAGCUGCAAAGUCACCAAAAAUCAAUACAAAUCGAUUCAGUGAUCAUUUAUCUGGAAAAAUUUGCUGCAAUGCAGACAUGCGUUCUUUGACACCACCAGGAACAUUGAAAAGGGACUCCAAGAGUACCCCUAAUAGCCCAACAAUAGGAAUGGGGUCGGAGGAUGUAAUACGAAGGAGUACAAAGGCCCUCGAAGGAAGUUGCUCACUUGAUGAGGGAUCUUCCUCGUCGAGGCAGUUUGUUCAGAGUCUUACACCGCCGGAGCGUACAGGAUCAAUUGCAGUUUCGGCUUGCAGGUCACGGUUGAGGAAGAAACUCUUCCCGCCGGGUAUGAAUUUAGAUGAGAUGAAUCUCUCAGCUCCCAAUAUUCCUAGCAAGGAAGCAGGAGAGCAUCGGAAUAGUCGUUCGUACAGCUACGAUACCCUCGUUGCUGGUGGGAGUAUGCAGGUUGUCCAGCAACGCCCCACGAGUGCAGAUUCCUUAGCACGGAAUACCCUCAUGGCGGCUCAGGUGUUAAAUCUCAUUCCCACAGAGAAGGCAAGAGAACGGAACUACCUUCAGGGUAAGUUAGCGUUCAACUCUCUCCUCGGAGGGCAGGAGUUAGAAAAAGUACUCCCCAGUCGUGAGGUGAAGAUCUUCGUGGGAACGUGGAAUAUGAAUGGGCAGAGUCCCCCUGGGCAGAUGAAUGAUUUUGUCCUUCCGGUUGGGAUGAAUCACGUACCGGAUAUCGUGUCUAUUGGCACGCAGGAAUCGUGGCCAGAGAAAUUUGAAUGGGAAGUCUCACUGCAGGAAACACUCGGACCUUCCCAUAUUCUUCUUCAUUCAGCCUCCCUAGGUACAUUGCAUCUCGCUGUCUUUAUUCGUCGUGACCUCAUCUGGUUCUGCUCUCUGCCCGAAGAUGACAGUCUCAGUGUCCGUCCGGGUACGGCGUUUCGCACCAAGGGCGCUGUUGCCAUUUCCUUCUGCCUUUUUGGUACUUCCAUGCUCUUUGUCACAUCCCACCUCACUGCCCAUCAGGCGAAGGUUAAGGAACGCGUCCAGGAUAUCCGACGUAUCAUUCAAGCUUUGGAUCUACCACGAAACUACGUUAUCCGGCACAAGAGCAAGGAUGUCACCCAUAAUUUUGACAGCGUCUUCUGGUGCGGUGAUCUCAAUUUCCGUCUUGCUGAGCCCCGUGAGAAGCUUCUGGAGUGGAUUGAGAAUACACAAUUUCCGCUUCCAGAUCACCUGCCACAUGGUUACCUACACACGGAUCAAUUGACCACAGUCCUAUCCGACGGAGCAGCUUUCAAAGGGUUCAAGGAGGCAAAAAUCACCUUCCCACCAACGUACAAAUACGACCCUGGGACGCAGCAAUUUGAUACAUCUAGCAAGCAGCGAGCUCCAGCUUACACAGAUAGAAUACUCUACAAAUAUCGCUCAGCUCCACUGGGAUUGCGCCGUGGGAGCUCCCUCAACCCUCUACAGACCCCCGUGGAAUGUCUGGCCUAUGACUCAGUGCCAAGUAUUGUUUCAUCGGACCACAAGCCCGUCUGGGCACUCUUCCGCAAUAUUAUUCGCCCAGGACUGGAUUCAAUGCCCCUAGCUGCGGGUUUGUUCAACCGCGACGUAUACAUUGAAGGUAUGAAGAGGCGACUCAACAGCAAAAAUUCAAGCUCAUCCGUUGUUUGCAGUAUUCAGUGAUCACACUCAUAAACCAAAGAUUCCUCUCCUAAUUUAUUGAAACAAGUGAGUUUUAGGGUAGUUAUAAGUACCUUCCCCCAUAAGACCUCUAGUGCUAUGGAUCUGCCUAACUAAGGGGUAUCACACCUAACGAAAGCUUCUAUUAGUAUGUCUUGCUUGGACUUGCAGGUUGCUUUAAAAGUAUUUGAAAACCACAUCUUUAAUUGAAAGAAAAGAGUCGAUUCUAGACUUUACUAACUGAAAACGAUUUUGUUGAAGGACCGAUGGGAUGUUUUCGUCCCAUUGUUCGAUUUUAAAAAUGUUUAAUGUCGCAUAGUUAUUUUAUGAAUAUUGGAUCACAAUCAGUACCGGACCAUGUCUUCAUGCUUCAUGCUUCAGGGAUAGUCACGUUAUUUUGGAAAUCGGGCGAACAAAAUCGAUCAAAAAACUGUUUCUUUCAGUGUUAAAUCUUAAUACCGAGUAUCAGCAAUCGUGGCGCUAGUUGUCAAAAAUGUAAACAAAGUAACGUGUCACGUGGUACGGUGACGUCAUUGAGUACACAGUUAAAUGGGAUUUUAGCUCGAUAGAGUUCCCAAAAUAACAUUUCAGAUCGCAAAAUGACAUCCUCAAGAAUUCAUAGGAUGAGGAAAAACUAAAAUCUGAAAAUUUUAAAGUCGAAGUCUAAAAUCUUUUAUUUGAGCUCAAAGGAACACCAAAACAGUUUUUAAUAUAUUUAGUCAGCUGAAUUCUUUACAUUACUUAAAGGGUUAAACGGUAUUUGACCGAUUUUGUUAAACUUUAAAACUAUUUGCUGAUUGAAUCAGUAUUAAAAAAAAUGUAUUAGGAUGUCCCUAAAGAUUCCCAUCCUAUAAAAUUUGUUUCAAAAUAUUAGAUUUUUAACAAUAAUAUUUUUUGUCAAAAAGGAUCAAAGUGUUUUAGUUGGAGCUAUAGAAGAACUGCAAUGAAAAGAAACAAAAAAUUCAUAAGGUGCUUCAAAGUAACACCUCUAACAAUUUUUAAUCAAAAUUAUAGGUAUAUUAUAUUAAUCCUUAUUGUAGUUACAGGGUUAAAUGAAUUGAAUAUUGAGGCGUUAAAUAGUAUACCUAACUAAUUGAUGCUUUCUCUAGAUUCUAGAUGUACUCUAGGUGUGAUACCCCUUUCUAUAUAUACACUAAUCGGAUGUAUUCAUAUAAAUUGAUCUCUAUAUUUUUCGAAUCAAAAUUAAGAUAAUGGCGACAUAGUGUCUUAUUUUGGAACCAAAGCUGAUGCAAAUACUCUAGUCACACAACCCUUUGUACUUCUUAAGACUAUAUAUUAUAUAUUUAUGACAGACAGUUGACUCAAUAUUUAAAUGUUCGUAUAAAGGAGAAAAGGGGAUGCUAAUAAAACCAUCAAGUCGGGUUUUA
Molecule: messenger RNA, 3476 nt
Organism: Lutzomyia longipalpis
Lineage: Eukaryota; Metazoa; Arthropoda; Insecta; Diptera; Psychodidae
Gene: INPP5E
Product: inositol polyphosphate 5-phosphatase E
Exons: 4
Coding region: 214-2091 (625 amino acids)
Biological process (GO): phosphatidylinositol dephosphorylation
Molecular function (GO): phosphatase activity
Source: RefSeq, a predicted model, not a curated record